GUACUGCGCAUGCUCCGUGCUCUGGGCCGGCCCCGGAACGGUUGUGCGGAAGGCUGCGAGCUGCGGCCGGAGCCGAUUAACACGGGACGCCGAGUCCGUCGGCGAAACGCUCCCCGCCCCCCCCACCCCUCCCUUUCCAGGCCGCGGUACCCAACGGCGGCGCAGCGCAGGGCGCGCGAUGUCGGGCUUCAGCCCCGAGCUGAUCGAUUACCUGGAGGGGAAAAUCUCCUUCGAGGAGUUCGAGAGGCGCCGCGAGGAGCGCAAGAGCCGCGAGAGGAAGGAUGGAGAAAGUGUACCUACUGAGGACAAUACAGAUGACCCAGAUGCUCCAUCUACAUCUGGAAAAGGAUCUGGUAAAUCCAGGGCCCACAGUGAAACAGAAGGAGAAACAACAGAUGGGGUCAGUAAAUCUGUCCACCGGGUCUUUGCUUCCAUGCUUGGGGAAAAUGAAGAUGAGGAGGAGGAAGAAGAGGAGGAGGAAGAUGAAGAGGAAGAUGAAGAAACCUCUGAGCAACCGACCGCGGGAGAUGUUUUUGUAUUGGAGAUGGUGCUUAAUCGAGAAAACAAGAAAAUGAUGAAAGAGAAGAGGCCUCGCAGUAAACUUCCUCGAGCCCUGAGAGGCCUCAUGGGAGAAGCUAACAUUAGGUUUGCCCGAGGGGAACAUGAAGAAGCUAUACUUAUGUGCAUGGAAAUCAUAAGACAAGCUCCUCUUGCUUAUGAGCCAUUUUCUACUCUUGCCAUGAUCUAUGAAGACCAAGGUGAUAUGGAAAAGUCAUUGCAAUUUGAGUUGAUUGCAGCCCAUUUAAACCCUAGUGACACUGAGGAGUGGGUUAGACUGGCAGAAAUGUCUCUAGAACAGGACAAUAUUAAACAGGCCAUAUUUUGCUAUUCAAAAGCUUUGAAGUAUGACCCUACUAAUGUGCGUUAUCUGUGGGAGAGAUCAAGCUUGUAUGAGCAGAUGGGGGACCAUAAAAUGGCAAUGGAUGGCUAUAGACGUAUCUUAAAUCUUCUGUCCCCUUUUGAUGGAGAACGCUUUAUGCAGUUGGCCAGGGACAUGGCGAAGAGUUACUAUGAAGCCAAUGAUGUCACAUCUGCAAUUGAAAUAAUGGAAGAAGCCUUUACUAAACAUCAGAGCCUCAUUACCAUGGAAGAUAUUAAUAUAGCAGCUGAAUUGUAUAUCUCCAACAAACAGUAUGACAAAGCUAUGGCGGUUAUUACAGAUUUUUCAGGAAUUGUAGUUUCAAAAAAAGGGACUGAAGAAGGCACUUCUGAGGAGAAAAAAGAUGUUGUGGCUGUUGUAGAGAUUCAGGAGAGUCAAGUGGCGGUGAUUGACUACCAAGAUUUUCCAGCUGAAUCCAGCACUGUUUCUGAGAAUGUUAGCUGUUCUAUACCUGAUGGAGUUCCAAUAGACAUCACAGUAAAACUAAUGGUGUGCUUGGUUCACCUGAACAUCCUAGAGCCUCUCAAUUCCCUUUUGACCACUCUAGUGGAGCAAAAUCCAGAGGAUAUGGGGGACUUGUACCUGGAUGUUGCAGAGGCUUUUCUGGAUGUUGGAGAAUACAAUUCAGCACUACCACUCUUGAGUGCCCUAGUUUGUUCUGAAAGAUACAACUUGGCUGUAGUUUGGCUCCGGCAUGCAGAGUGCCUAAAAGCCUUGGGAUACAUGGAGCGUGCUGCAGAGAGUUAUGCCAAAGUCGUUGAUCUUGCCCCACUGCAUUUGGAUGCAAGAAUUUCACUUUCUACACUUCAGCAACAACUGGGCCAGCCUGAGAGAGCUCUGGAGGCUUUGGAACCAAUGUAUGAUCCAGACACACUGGCACAAGAUGCUAAUGCUGCCCAGCAGGAAUUAAAGUUACUGCUCCAUCGUUCAACGCUGUUGUAUUCUCAAGGCAAAAUGUAUGGCUAUGUGGACACUUUGCUUACUAUGCUAGCAAUGCUAUUAAAGGUAGCAAUGAACAGAGCUCAGGUGUGUUUGAUAUCUAGCUCCAAAUCUGGGGAGAGACAUCUUUACCUCAUUAAGGUGUCUAGGGAUAAAAUCUCCGAUAAUGAUGACCAAGAGACCGCAAACUGUGAUGCAAAAGCAAUAUUUGCUGUGCUCACGAGUGUUCUGACGAAAGAUGACUGGUGGAACCUCCUUCUGAAAGCUAUAUACUCUUUGUGUGACCUUUCCCGCUAUGAGGAGGCCGAGCUGCUGGUGGAUUCCUCAUUAGAAUAUUACUCAUUUUACGAUGACAGGCAAAAGCGCAAAGAGCUGGAAUACUUCGGUCUUUCAGCUGCAAUUCUGGACAAGAACUUCAGAAAAGCUUACAACUAUAUCAGGAUAAUGGUAAUGGAGAAUGUUAAUAAACCACAGCUCUGGAACAUCUUCAAUCAAAUCACCAUGCAUUCUCAGGAUGUACGACAUCAUCGCUUUUGUCUUAGGUUAAUGCUGAAAAAUCCUGAUAAUCAUGCACUGUGUGUCCUAAAUGGGCACAAUGCAUUUGUAUCUGGCAGUUUCAAGCAUGCUCUUGGACAAUAUGUGCAAGCCUUCCGUAUUAACCCAAAUGAACCUCUGUACAGCCUUUGUAUAGGCUUAACUUUCAUCCACAUGGCCUCUCAGAAGUAUGUGUUAAAAAGGCAUGCUCUUCUGGUACAGGGUUUCUCUUUCCUUCACCGGUACCUUGACCUCCGUGGACCAUGCCAAGAAUCUUUCUAUAACCUAGGUCGUGGCCUUCAUCAACUGGGACUAUUGCAUUUGGCCAUUCAUUAUUACCGAAAGGCACUUGAGCUUCCCCCUCUCAUCCUAGAGGGAAUAGAAGCUGACCAGACAGACUUGCGAAGAGAUGUUGCCUUCAAUUUGUCCCUAAUUUAUCAGAGUAGUGGAAAUUUAAGAAUGGCUCAAAAGCUAUUGUAUACAUAUGGAAUUGUAUGAUGGACUUUGUGGCACCUGUUUAUGACUAAGAGCCUGCUAGGAAAAUUCUAUUUGUCAUUUCCUUUGUAACAUUGAGACUCUCAUGCGUUACACGUCAAUGGAGAGAUCUGUUAAAGAUAUGUACAUAUAUUUUUCUAAGCUGAUCCAGCUGGGAUUGGAUCAAUGUUGUAACAAUUACUGUAUAUAGUUUGCUGCCUGAACUUUUCAGCUGGGUUUUUUUUUUUUCCCCUAUUUCCUGGAAGAGCAAAAUGCAACAAGAAGGCUUCUGUGUGCAGAUUCUCCAGAUAUACUUGGAUGUUGUUUCAGCACAUUAUUGAUACAUUUUUGUGAAGCUUCAGGUUGGUGCUGGUAUGCAGAAUUUUCAACUGAAUAAAGGACUAAAAAUGACACAUUUGAAAUUUUAAAGUAGUAUUUAACUGGUUUCUGAUACAAUUCCAUUCUGGUGCUAGAUUAUAUUUGCCAUGUAUUGUAUAAAAAAAGAAAAUGGUUACUUACUGCUUACGACUGUUAUUUGAGAUGUGUUGCUUUUGUCCAUUCCAUGUAGGUGUGACCACAGUUGCCAAACGUGGGUAAAACCUGUCCCGCCCCCUCUGAAAUGGUGGACCAUGGGGUCUGUGAAAAGCGUCUUACCCCAGGAGCCCAAGUGAAAUGUGGAGACAGCAGCUAGGUGAACAUUGAUGGAAGAGGAUGACAGCCCCUGGAUCCUGCGGUCAAAGAGGUAGUCCAGGACCAAUAGGACUGGAGUGUCCAUGGGACACAUGCCUUGCUGAGCAGCCUAGAUAGAAAAAUGCUUCCCUUUGGCUAGGUAAGUGGAGGGCUUUCUAUUCUCUAGUAAGAGCUCCUGCAGUUGUUCCAAGCACUGCAGCUCCAGAGCUGUCACCCAUGGAGCUUCCACGCUAUGAGAUGCGGGGACUGUAGGUUUGGAUAGCGGAACCUGCUGAAAUCCUGCAUUAUCACCUCCAGGUACGGGGAAGGGCCAUUGGCCUCUCGCUGGAGAGGAUGAUCAUUGAUGUGAACCAAUGCUGCCUCAGCCAUGCCAGCACUAUGAGGCUGAAGGAAGCUCUGAACUCUCAUACCCUCAGGAUCACCUUGUGUACCAGAGGAAAUGGGGGUAAUAUGUAAAGCACUGGAACGGCAUUCCACAGUGCCCCAUGGAGAAGCAGACCCAGGGACUCCUUUCUGUUCUGGUGAGUCUCAAAGAGGUCCAGUUGGGGAAAUCCCCACCUGUGGAAGAUGUGGAGGGCAACGUCCACCCUGAGGGACCACUCGUGGCUCGCAAAGGACAUGCUGAACUGGUCCAUGAGGGUGUUCUGGGUCCUGGAAAAGGAGGAGGCUAUUGUUUAAAUACUCUCUCUGAAACUGAUCCCAGAACCAAAGGGCUUCAAAAUACAAGGGAGGAGAACGAACACUACCCUGAUUGUUUUUGUAGAAAAAUGCUGUCGUAUUGGUGGAAGAGAAGAGACUUGCCCCUGAGGAGGGGGAGGAACAGCUGACCUGUGAGAUGGGCUGUUCAUAACUCCCGGAUGUUUGUGUGUAGGGAGAGUUCCUCCUGGGACCACUUACCUUGCAUCCUCAUGUCCCCAAUAUGGGCUCUCCAUGUAGUGUCGGAUGCAUCUGUUGCUAGCUUGACUGAUGGCAGUGCUGGGAAAAUGGGAUUCCCGUGCAGACCGCUUCCUCCUGGAGCCACCAGUCCAAGGAGCAUAGGAUGCUGGGAGGAACAGUCACCACCCUGUACCAUGGGUGGGAGGACAGGAUGUACACCCAAGCCAGCCACAGCUAUAAUGGUAAUGGGCUCAGGGUUGGGGCAUGUGGAGGGUGCAGGAGUGUUAUGAUGCUGUGGAAAGAUGGGGGCUGGGCCCCAAUUGGGGCCUUGUUGGCCAGACUUCAUUUUUAAAUAAAGUAAA
This is a messenger RNA of Pelodiscus sinensis (Chinese soft-shelled turtle), 4815 nucleotides long. It is a transcript of the gene GTF3C3, whose product is annotated as general transcription factor IIIC subunit 3. Gene Ontology annotation, molecular function: protein binding. NCBI's taxonomy places the organism in Eukaryota, Metazoa, Chordata, Testudines, Trionychidae. Gene Ontology annotation, cellular component: transcription factor TFIIIC complex. Gene Ontology annotation, biological process: transcription by RNA polymerase III. The record is from RefSeq and is a predicted model, not a curated record.